GCUUGAUCUUUCCUCUUCUGUUGCCUGCGUCAAUUCUGGUCAAGCAUGCAGUUGAAAAUUAUCGUUGAUGUUGUCUGCUAAAGAACAAAUAGCAUACGAAGAUCACCUGUUAGACCCUUUUGUUGAGAAUUUCGUACUUGAAAUCACAGUCCACUUCGGGAUGCAGGACAUUGAACUUAUGCACAUGUGGUAUGCUCUAGAUUUAGCUGUUCUUGAUGUUGGAGUGAUGGAAAGGACUAUGACUGGUGAAAGAAAAAGUUUUCAUCAAGUUGCAUUUGACCAUUUGAAAGAUCUACAGAACCAUUUGGAGGCUGUCAAUGACAUCCCUCGCAAGAUCAUGAUGGCGAAUGUCAUAAGUUCGCUUUUACAUAUGGAUGAUCAUUCUCUCAAUUUGGCUCAUUGUGCCUCACCAUGGAGCUAUUCUGAAUCACAUUUCACAUGUGCUUCAGAGCAAACUGAUCUAACACGUGAAGAGGGAAACAAAUUAGUUGUAUCUUUCAUGGGGAAACUACUAGAUAUAUUACAUCACUGUCUUCCUUCAACUAUAAGUUUAUAACUGAACUAGAUCAUGCUCUAAGUGAUGGCGUAAGUAGGGGUGGAAGACAAGCAUUGGAGUGGAGAGCGUCAAUUGCUAAACAUUUGAAGAGUGGGAAUGGCAGUUGUCAAUUUUGCAGCGUCUUCUUUCGUUAUCUGAACCCCAGUGGCAGUGGAAAGAGGCAUUAACUGUAUUACUUAACCUCUGAGUUA
Molecule: messenger RNA, 747 nt
Organism: Prunus avium (sweet cherry)
Lineage: Eukaryota; Viridiplantae; Streptophyta; Magnoliopsida; Rosales; Rosaceae
Source: RefSeq, a predicted model, not a curated record